This is a messenger RNA of Drosophila obscura, 4346 nucleotides long. Its product is annotated as A disintegrin and metalloproteinase with thrombospondin motifs 8. The coding region runs from base 1190 to 3901 and encodes 903 amino acids. Lineage: Eukaryota; Metazoa; Arthropoda; Insecta; Diptera; Drosophilidae. Gene Ontology annotation, biological process: proteolysis. The record is from RefSeq and is a predicted model, not a curated record. Gene Ontology annotation, molecular function: metalloendopeptidase activity. The transcript has 15 exons.
CUAUCCCGUUUCCACCGUCAGCUUUGGAUCAAUUUUGGACUCCGGCGAGCGUCCCAAGCGAACGUUAACUUCAGUGUGCGCCGACCAGUUUCCGUAGACGGCCACAAAAAAUUGUAAACCAAAUAACCAAAAACAAAAAUUCAAAAGUCCAAACGGUUACACAGAUCGCUGCUGUACGGAUACUCCCGAAAUCCCAUUCAGAAUCCCAUUCAGUGCAGUGACAAAAGUGACGUCAAGGGAGAGCUCCAAAGUGCAAUCCAGUCCCCGUCCAGCAGCAGCUCCGCGUCAAGCUCUCACUCUCUGUCUUAACAGCCGUUUUCGUAAUCGAAUCGUGCAAAAAAAAGCAUAAAAAAAGUGAAUCUGCUUUUAAAGUUAUCUUCGACUCCAUCUCGCUCGCACCCAGCUUUUGAUUUUUGCGUCUGUUUCACUGCCGUCGUCGUCGUCGUCACUCUCACCGCCGCUGUCGCUGUUGAAGUCGCGGUUUAUAUUGUUUAUGUUUUUUUGUGUUCUGAGCUGCUGCCCUGCUUGCUUGUCCCGCCCCAGCCUCCUGCCCGCUCAGAAGGUUGAGAAGCAAUAAUAAAAGCAAUACAAGCACAAUGAAACGAAAUUGAGUGAAAAAUGAAUUUCGCUUACAGAAAAGCAACAAAAUAAAAUAAGUUAACAAGAAAAAAUCCGCUGGCGAGCGAAUUUCACGCCGUAUUUAAUCUUUCCCACUGACCGCCUCCAGCUUAAUCGCUGCUCGUCUUUCUUUCCGUUCCGUUCGCGUUCGCGUGUGUUCUGUGCUCCGGCGUUGGGUCCAGCUUCAGCUACGGCCACGGUUCUGUUCCGACUUUAAAUUCGAUACGCUUCCGCUGCUGUCUUCUGUCUAUCGUCGCGCGUUUAUCCUAUCUAGAAAAGCACACGGAGCAGAGAUUAGAGAUUAGAGAAAUUUCAACCCUAUUCGAAUUUAACAAGAAGGAUCUGUACCACCACCACUGCCAUUUCUUUGGAAGAGUUCUUGAGUCAAGUCAAUCAGAUUAUCACAGUGUUUUGUGCCUUUAUAUGAGAGUGCUGCAAAAGCUUGGAAAUUUAAUAAAAAUUAGUUUGGUUCAAAGCUCUGAUUUUGCCUGUAAUACACAAAACAGGAACAAACUUAGUUUAAGAGUUUAAAGGAAACAACGUAGCGCACUCUAAGCGAGCUGCACGUAAAAUGACCUUUACAUUGGGCCUCAUCACAGCGCUACUCCUGGCCAGCACGAUAUGUCAGGCCCUGCCAGAUCUGCACAAGCACAUGUCGUCGGAGCAGCUGCAGUCCGUCUUCCACGUGGACACCCACGACGCUGUGCCCCACUAUGAGGUCGUCCAGCUGCUGCACCACGACAACCACCAGCGGCGGCGGCGCAGCAUCUCCGACAGCCAAAAGGCGGCCACGGCCUCGCACCUUCCGCCCCACCACGUGAAAAAGGAUCUCAGCAAGAACUCCUAUUACAGCGAGAUGAAGCAUCAAGCCAUGUCAUCUGGCGGCAACCAUCUGUCCGGCCUCGACGUCAGCGCCAUUCAGUCCCACAACGUCUCCUUCAGCGCCUUCGGACACCACAUGAACCUCACCCUGCGCGCAACAAAGGGCCUCUUCAAGGAUGCGCCCCACCAGCUGCGGAUGUGGAGCGUGGGUAGCGAGCCCAAUGCCACCCACGGCCUAGACCUGCAGGAGAUUGCCCAGGAGGAGCACCGCAAAGACGAGAUUGGUGAAGUGUUCCAGGAUGAACGGAACAUGGCAGCGAUCUUGAUGCGUCGCCACAUGCAAACGGGCGACUUAAUAAUGGAGGGCAGCAUCGGUCACGACCUGGUGAUUAAGCCCUUGCCGCACGAGCUGAGUCCCAACCAGGAGGAGGCCCACCACAUUGUAUACAAGCGUGAGGCGAGCGCAGCAGAAGAGCAACUGAGUGACUUCGCCUUCAUGGAACCCGAUGAUCUGCUGGCCAGCGAGAAGCUCGAGCGUAUGCAACGGCUCCAACGGCGCAAACGGCGCAGCGCUCCCACCAGCCCCGACUUCGAGGAUCUCAAUGACGAGGACGAGGGCGCCCUGGAUGCGGAGCCCCAGACUGCCGAGUCCCGCACCCGUUCACGGCGCCAGGCGCCGUACAUCAUCUACCCCGAAGUCCUGGUUAUCGUCGACUACGAUGGCUAUCGGCUCCACGGCGGCGAUAAUUUGCAGGUCAAGCGGUACUUCAUCUCAUUCUGGAACGGUGUCGAUCUUCGUUACCGCCUGCUAAAGGGACCCAGAAUACGCAUCAGCAUCGCUGGAAUCAUUAUCUCUCGGGGUCGCGAUGCCACCCCCUAUCUGGAACGUAAUCGAGUGGGACGGGAUGCCAUCGACUCGGCUGCCGCCCUCACCGACAUGGGAAAAUAUCUGUUUCGAGAGCGGCGUCUGCCUGUCUACGAUAUCGCCGUGGCUAUAACUAAACUCGAUAUGUGCCGUCGCACCUCCGCUUAUGGCGAAUGUAAUCGCGGUACCGCAGGCUUUGCUUACGUUGGCGGUGCCUGCGUAGUGAACAAGCGACUGGAGAAGGUGAACAGCGUGGCCAUCAUUGAAGACACCGGCGGUUUCAGCGGCAUCAUUGUGGCAGCCCACGAAGUGGGACACUUACUGGGAGCGGUACAUGACGGCUCGCCGCCACCAAGCUAUCUAGGCGGACCGGGCGCCCAGCGCUGUCGCUGGGAGGACGGUUAUAUUAUGUCCGAUUUGCGUCACACGGAGCGCGGAUUCAGAUGGUCCGCCUGCACGGUCCAGAGCUUUCAUCAUUUCCUCAAUGGAGACACGGCCACCUGCCUGCACAACGCCCCACACGAGGACAGCGCUCUGGGUCGAUCACUGCCAGGCACUUUGCUCUCGUUGGAUGCCCAAUGCCGACGGGAUCGGGGCACGUAUGCCUGCUUCAAGGACGAGCGCGUCUGUGCCCAGUUGUUCUGCUUUGACGCCCAGACGGGAUAUUGCGUGGCCUACAGACCCGCUGCGGAGGGUUCGGCCUGUGGUAACGGCUAUCACUGUUUGGAUGGACGGUGCACUCCUCUGCCCUCCAACAUCAUCCCCGACUAUGGGAACAACUAUCGUUUAGUCUACAAUAAAAUCGACAGCAAAAAAGAUGCAGCCUCUGAGGCAACGGAGGACAUUGAAAGUAGUAGCGAAGAGACGGAGUCGCAAGAAGAUGAGAAGGGUAACGAUAAUGAGGAGGAGCAAGAGCAGGAUGAGGGUACCACUAGUAGCGAGGAGCAGCAGGAUAAUAAUGUCGAGCAAAGCUCAGAUUCCGCUUCCGCUUCAGCAGCCUCUGCUGGUACGACGACAACGACCACAGUGCGACCCCCCAAGACGAAAGCGUUCGGGUACUUGCAUCGAAUUUUGCCGUUGUACAACACUGAGAGGCAAUGGCUUCAGAACGAUGGAGUUCUGGUGAAGACGCGCACCAGCAGUAGUGUCAGCAGCAUAAGCGGUCCCUCGGCUUCCUCUACGACACGAAUACCAAAAACAACAACCACACAAACACCAAAUCUCUUUCAAGUCUACACACAUGAAUUACGCAAACAAAUUGAAUACUAUCUACACAUGCUACAAACACAACAACAUACAACAAAAUUGAAACCAGAACAACAGCCACAACAGACACAAAAGUCAGAACAAUCACAGCAAUCGGUAGUUGAAAUACCUUUGGUACAAAAACAAAUUACAAAUUAUAGUGUAACCAGCAACAGUAACGGAGCAAAACUACAGCAACAACAGAACACCAAGGAAGAGAACCAGAGACAGCAGCAACAGCAACAGCAAUCAGGGCCAACGGAUGAGGAAAAUGAAGCCACUGCCGGCAUUCAGAGCAAUGAAGCGAUUGAGCGGCAAAAACUGGUUAACUGGAAGCUGUUUCCGUUCUAGCGAAACUACAGCAGUGCAGCAGAAGCGGGUAACGCUUGGAAUUGUUAGCGUCAGCGGUUAAUCGCGUCGAAAUUGGAUCAAGUUUUUGCAGUUAAAAUGUGUUUUAGCUAGAAUUUAUUAUUAUUAUUAUUUGUACGAAAAACUAUUGAUUGUUUUUAGAUCUAGCCACAACUAAUUUAAAAUAUUGUCAGUUAUACGCCACUUAAGCAUCAAAGCAAGUGAAUAUUCAUACGAAAAUACGUAUGGAAUUUUGCUCAGUACAUGCAUAUAGUAGUAAUGAUUCGGUAUAAUUUAAUUUAAUGCGAAUUCUUGUAACAUAGUACACACUAUUCUGUAAACUUUUCAUUCGCACACACUUUGGCAGACUUAAAUUAUUCUCUGAGCAAAUCAUCAAACAAGACGAAAAAAAAUAAUUAUAAUCCCACUUUCCAAUGUGAUAAACAUA